This is a messenger RNA of Clupea harengus (Atlantic herring), 1248 nucleotides long. Its product is annotated as thrombospondin type-1 domain-containing protein 7A-like. The record is from RefSeq and is a predicted model, not a curated record. Bases 53 to 418 code for a protein of 121 amino acids. NCBI's taxonomy places the organism in Eukaryota, Metazoa, Chordata, Actinopteri, Clupeiformes, Clupeidae. The transcript has 4 exons.
UUACUGCACAGAGGUGGGCGUGUGCGGCUGCGAGGAGGGCUUCACGGAGGUGAUGCGGUCAGACGGGCUGCUGGACCAGUGCACUCUGAUCCCCGUGCUGGAGAUCCCCACGGCGGGCGACUCCCGGGCCGACGUCAAGACCAUCCGCGGCUUCAGCCCCACGCCACCCCUCGGUGACAACAUGCCGGGACGCUCCGGACGAACCUGGUUCCUGCAGCCAUUUGGACCAGAUGGGAAGCUGAAGACGUGGGUGUAUGGUGUGGCAGCGGGGGCCUUUGUGCUCAUGGUGUUCAUCGUCUCUAUGACCUACCUUGCCUGUAAAAAGCCAAGGAAGCCUCAGAGACGACAUCACCACCAUCACCAGAACAACCGACUCAAACCCCUCACGCUGGCCUACGAUGGAGACGCCGACAUGUAGACACACACACACACACACACACACACACACACACACACACACACACACACACACACAGACUCAAACCACUCAUGCUGGCCUAUGAUGGAGACGCCGACAUGUAGACACACACACACACACACACACACACACACACACACACACACACAGACUCAAACCGCUCACACUGGCCUACGAUGGAGACGUGGACAUGCAGACACACACUCUCACUUCCUGUUGCUAAUACUAUCUUAAGUCUGAACUAAAACAUCUACACAUCAAAACACACACGCACAUUCAGCUCCUGACACUUAUGCUAUUUCAGAGUCUGAACUAAAACACACACACACAUACACACACACACACACACAAAGAGAGACACACACACACACACACACACACACACACACACAGGAGCUCUCUGAUGUUGGGAUUUUUGUAAAGAACUCUGGAGGAUCCGAGCGACGGACGACGUGUUUAUAAGGAACCUCCGCAUACUCCCCACCCUCUCUCUCUCUCUCUCUCUCUCUCUCUUUUAAUACUUCUCUCGUUCUCUCUCUCUUUUUUAAUACCUCUCUUUGAAAACCCCCUCUGUUUCACGAGAGCCUUGGGACACUCUUGUCUUCUUUAGGAAGUCUGCCUUUUCGUCUCUGUCCAUCUUUGUUGAAUUUCUCUUCUGUAAGAUAAACUUGUGGCCGCCGUUCGGAGAGUGGGGCUGGUUGAGUGGGGGCAGUUUCCUUCCCUUCCCUGCCCCCCUAUCUGCCCUCAGCCCACACUGCUGCCCCCUACUGGAAACCCAACAGCACUGCAGGAGCGCAGAUCUGAAGAAGACAGAAGAGUGAUGCACAAAU